AUGGAAGAUGAAGCAUCAACCAUGAUUAAUUCAAGUGCCCUUAAAAAUAAUAACAGCGUUGCUGUGCCGGGAGAAACGUCGGGUUCAAACGACACCAAUUUUGAACUUCGCCCAACUAAGCGUUUGAGGCAUGACAAUGAUGUCUCACUUGCAAAAUUCAAAGGAGUGGUGCCACAACAAAAUGGUCAUUGGGGUGCACAGAUAUACGCAAACCACCAAAGAAUUUGGCUUGGCACGUUCAAAUCAGAGAACGAAGCGGCCAUGGCUUACGAUAGUGCUGCAAUCAAGCUUCGAAAAGGUAACGAGUCCCAUAGAAAUUUCCCGUGGACCAACCUGACCAUUCAAGAGCCUGAUUUCCAAAACCAUCUCACCACAGAAGAAGUAAUUAAAAUGAUUAGGGACGGUUCGUAUCCAUCCAAAUUUGGUGCCUUCGUUAGGUCACAAACACAGUCUCAGAGUGAGGAAGUUGGAAAGGGUACUCCCAGCCAAAUUACGGUACAUGGGAAUGGACAAGUACUGUGUAGGCAACUAUUUCAAAAGGAAUUGACACCAAGCGAUGUGGGUAAGCUUAAUAGGCUUGUGAUACCGAAGAAAUAUGCUGUUAAGUAUUUUCCUUGUAUUUGUGAGACUGUGGAAGAAAAUGGGGUUGACGAUGUUGAGCUAGUUUUCUAUGACAAGGUCAUGAGGGCAUGGAAAUUUAGGUAUUGCUAUUGGAAGAGUAGUCAAAGUUUUGUCUUCACAAGGGGUUGGAAUCGGUUUGUGAAGGAAAACAUCUUAAAGGCAAAUGAUGUGAUCACAUUCUAUACAUGUGAGAGUGCUGAGUUAAUAAGAGAUGAAAGUGGAGAAGUUACUACUACAUUUUCCUUAAUUGAUGUAAUGCAUAGUGAGGCAGAAAACAACAAAUGUUUAGUUGAGAAGGAGGGGAAACUGGAACUAAAUCUGAGCGGAAAUAGCAGCUACAAAUUGCAAGAAGGUGAAUGUAAACAUGGUGAAGAAAAUAAGGCAUCCAUGGUGGAGGAAAAAGGAGUUAGGCUCUUUGGUGUGAAUAUUAAUUAA
This is a messenger RNA of Rosa rugosa (rugosa rose), 1056 nucleotides long. RefSeq names its product AP2/ERF and B3 domain-containing transcription factor At1g50680-like. NCBI's taxonomy places the organism in Eukaryota, Viridiplantae, Streptophyta, Magnoliopsida, Rosales, Rosaceae. Gene Ontology annotation, molecular function: DNA-binding transcription factor activity; DNA binding. The transcript has a single exon. Gene Ontology annotation, biological process: regulation of DNA-templated transcription. The record is from RefSeq and is a predicted model, not a curated record. Bases 1 to 1056 code for a protein of 351 amino acids.